GGUAAAUCCUGAUCCAGCCUCUGACUGUAACACGGCUCCGAGCCCUCUCUGCUCUCCCCUGUAGUGUAUUUUUCAACCCUGCUUCGGCUGCUUCCCUCCCCCUGUUCCGCCGCCAUUAAAGCCCGUCAACCUGGGAUUUGAUCGGCAAAAAGGAUUAAAAUGAUUUGAAGCGUCGGAACCAGCAAAACAGGGACGGGACUUUGGGGGGGAUAUUGUUCAUUGGACCUUACACUUACUGCCAGUUGAACGGCAACCUCCAACAGAAAGAAGUAAAUAUGCGGUUAGUGUCGUGCAAGUGAGAAAAUCCCGACUUCGGACCGGAGGAGAGGGGUUCUCCGUCCGGGAGGGGAAGCAGCAGGACACCGAGGAGUAUGAACACGGCAAAGCAGAGCGCACUGCUUGCUGUGUGAUCUCCUUGAGAGCCGAGCUGCCAGUCCCACUGAACGGCUGGAAGCCUCCUCCGGCGGCGGCGCGACGAUGACAGAGCUGGUUGCCAAGUGGGCCUGUGAAUACUGCACAUACGAGAACUGGCCGUCAGCCAUCAAGUGCACCAUGUGCCGCGCUCAGAGGCCCAGCGGGGGUGCCAUCAUUACUGAGGAGCCCUUUAAGAGCAGCCCUGCCCUAGAUGCCAGUCUGCAUCAGUGGGACCCCGCAGACCUCAGCAACAGUCCGUCUCAGGGGGGCUCCAGCCUGCUGAUUUGUCCGGAUUCCAGCGCGAGACCCCGCGUCCGCGUCACCGACGUUCCUGAGACGAGUAGCAAGUGGUCGUGUCACAUGUGCACCUACCUGAACUGGCCUCGAGCCAUCCGCUGUACCCAGUGCUUGUGUCAGAGGCAACAGGCUCAACAACAACAACAACAACAACAGCAGCUGCAGCAGCAGCAGCAGCAACAGCAGCAGCAACAGCAGCAUGGUCACCAUGCAACUCGUCAAGGACAUCACACCCAGCAGCCACGAAGCCCCACGGAGUCGCCGCAGACCUCGGGCUCCGGAUGCCGCCCCGCUGCCCCUGUCACCGCCACAGACCCCUGCGAGGAAUACAACGACCGCAACAGGCUCAACACCCACACGCAGCACUGGACCUGCACUGCAUGCACUUACGAAAACUGGGCCAAGGCACUCAAGUGCGUCGUGUGCGACCAUCCCCGGCCCAACAGCCUGCUUGCCGAACCCAUCGAGCUGGCGUCGGAGCCCGAGAGCCAGCAGCCGUCCUCCAAGCUCAACGAGCAGGACAGGGACAACAGGAGGGGCGUCGUCGGGCAGGGAACUGGGUGUGUGGUGGGGGGAGUGGUGGGCUGCAGCAGCAGCCAGAGGAGGUCUCCGCCGUCCGAAAAACGGGAGUCUGAGGUGAACAUGGACUUCCAGAGAAUCGAACUGGCGUCGGGAGCGGGGAUUGGGAGCAAAGAGGAGCUGGAAGUGGAUUUCAAAAAACUGAAGCAAAUUAAGAACAGGAUGAGAAGGACGGAUUGGCUCUUCCUGAACGCAUGUGUUGGCGUCGUGGAAGGUGACCUGGCAGCGGUGGAAGCUUACAAGACGUCCGGAGGGGACAUAGCGAGGCAGCUGACGUCAAACGAAGUGCGGCUCUUAAACAGACCCUCGGCUUUCGACGACGGCUUCACGCUGGUUCACCUGGCCAUCCGCUUCCAGAGGCAGGACAUGCUGGCAGUCCUGCUCACAGAGGUGUCCCAGCAGGCGGCCAAGUGUAUCCCGGCCAUGGUGUGUCCCGAACUGACGGAGCAGAUCCGCCGCGAGGUGGCGGCCUCUCUUCACCAGCGCAAGGGCGACUUCACCUGCUACUUCCUCACUGACCUGGUCACCUUUACCCUGCCUGCAGAUAUUGAGGACUUGCCUCCUGCGGUUCAGGAGAAGCUCUUCGACGAGGUGCUGGACCGAGACGUCCAGAAAGAACUCGAAGAAGAGUCUCCCAUCAUCAACUGGUCUCUGGAGCUCGGAACGAGACUGGACAGCCGGCUCUAUGCACUCUGGAACCGCACGGCGGGGGACUGCCUCCUCGACUCGGUGCUGCAGGCCACGUGGGGCAUCUACGACAAGGACUCUGUGCUCCGCAAGACUCUUCACGACAGCUUGCACGACUGCUCACAUUGGUUUUACAGCCGCUGGAAGGAGUGGGAGUCGUGGUAUUCCCAGAGUUUCGGCUUGCACUUCUCCCUCCGAGAGGAGCAGUGGCAGGAGGACUGGGCCUUCAUCCUGUCGCUCGCCAGCCAGCCAGGAUCCAGCUUGGAGCAGACCCACAUUUUUGUUCUUGCACACAUACUUCGUAGGCCAAUCAUCGUGUACGGAGUGAAGUAUUACAAAAGCUUCCGAGGCGAAACAUUGGGCUACACUCGUUUCCAAGGUGUGUACUUGCCCCUUUUGUGGGAGCAGAGUUUCUGCUGGAAGAGCCCCAUCGCUCUGGGUUACACGCGAGGCCAUUUCUCAGCACUGGUCGCCAUGGAGAACGACGGCUUUGACAAUCGCGGCGCAGGCGCCAACCUCAACACAGACGAUGACGAGACGGUCACGUUCCUGCCCCUGGUCGACAGCGAGAGGAAGCUGCUUCACAUCCACUUCCUGUCGGCACAAGAAAUGGGGAACGAAGAGCAACAGGAGAAGCUCCUUCGAGAGUGGUUGGACUGCUGCGUGACAGAAGGCGGCAUUCUGGUGGCGCUGCAGAAAAGCUCCCGCCGCCGCAACCACCCGCUCGUCACUCAGAUGGUGGAGAAGUGGCUGGACGGCUACAGGCAGAUCCGGCCCUGCGCCUCGCUGUCGGACGGCGAGGAGGAGGAGGAGGACGACGACGAGUGACUGAACUGAAGCGGAAGGAGGGAGCGGGUCUGGAGGAGGCAGGACUCCUCCCUCCUCUCUAUUUAUUUUUAUUUCACCUUUCAUUUUUUUGGUUUUAUUUUUGAUUUUCCUUUGUUUUUUAAUUUUUUUUUUCGACACGGACAAACUGUGAAAGCCUCCAGCAGAGGACAGGGAACCACAA
Molecule: messenger RNA, 2986 nt
Organism: Poecilia latipinna (sailfin molly)
Lineage: Eukaryota; Metazoa; Chordata; Actinopteri; Cyprinodontiformes; Poeciliidae
Product: ubiquitin thioesterase ZRANB1-like
Exons: 10
Coding region: 478-2805 (775 amino acids)
Biological process (GO): cell migration; protein K33-linked deubiquitination; positive regulation of Wnt signaling pathway
Cellular component (GO): cytoplasm; nucleus
Molecular function (GO): K63-linked polyubiquitin modification-dependent protein binding; cysteine-type deubiquitinase activity
Source: RefSeq, a predicted model, not a curated record